Hydra vulgaris (swiftwater hydra) is the source of this 2659-nucleotide messenger RNA. Lineage: Eukaryota; Metazoa; Cnidaria; Hydrozoa; Anthoathecata; Hydridae. The record is from RefSeq and is a predicted model, not a curated record.
UUACAACUAAGCACAGUGGUUAGUAAAGUUAUUUUAUGUCAAGUAAUGUGUUGAAAAAAAACUACCAUCGAAUUCUAAAUGGAAUUGUUAGCCGGAUUUAAAAACGAUAUAUGUUCCAAGUGAUUUAGCGCUCGCACUGAAAAUGUCAACAUUGCAAAAUAAACAGUAAACAUUUGCUAAUGUCACGAGAGUCUCUUACAACUAAGCACAGUGGUUAGUAAAGUGUCAAGUAAUGUGUUGAAAAUAACUACCAUCGAAUUCUAAAUGGAAUUGUUAUCCGGAUUUUAAAACGUUAUAUGUUCCAAGUGAUUUAGGUUUCUACAAAAAAAUGGAAAAUGGUCUAUUUAGCAGCUUAGUUAAAACUGAAGUGUCUAGAAAUGAAUUGACUUCUGAUGAAUUUAUUUCAAAAUGUUGUGGUGAAAUAAGCUAUAAUAUUGGAAGUGAUUGGUUGCGAUGGGGAAGACACCUCGGUCUAAGUGAUUCAGAUCUUGAUAACAUUGACUCUGAUAAUACAAAAUGUUAUGAAAAAGCUGAUAAUAUUAUUAAAAAAUGGAAACAAAAAAUUGGAAAUCCUUCAUGGGAGCAAUUAAAAAAAGAAUUAAUGGCUUUUAAUCGAUUAGAUAUUGUGAUUAAAAUUGAAACAAAAUUUGGAGAGAUUUCAAGUUCACCAAACAAAAAUUUCACUGUUUCUUCCAAUAAAGAUUUGUUGAGGAUGUCGGCUGAACUAAAAAAAUUUUAUCAUAAAUAUUAUGGGAAAAUUGGUGAACUUCAACCACUAUUAAAAGCAUCUGCAAAUGUUGAUCUCAUACAAAAAUUUGUUGAUCUAUGUAUUGUUGAUGCAGUGAAUGCUCAAAUGGAUGCUAUUUUCAGUGUUGAACGAAAGGAAUUUCUUAAAAAGCAAAUUUGUUAUACACCAAUUCCAUACAGUGAAAUAUUUAUGAAAGAAAAACCAGUAAUAUUAAUAUCUGGAAUAGCUGGUAUUGGGAAAACAUGGUUGCUUAGAAAAUGUUUGCUUGAUUGGUCAAAUGAUUUAAUUUGGAAAAAUGUUGAACUUGUUUUCUAUUUAGAAUGCAGGAGAAUUAAUCAAUAUCCAUAUAUUUCUAAUAUUAAUGAUUUACUAAAUGUGUUCUACAAAGAUAUUGUAAACAACUUUAAUAUUAGUAAUCAUACUGCAUUGUUUCUAAUUGAUGGAUUAGAUGAGUUUAAAUAUUUCAAUGAAUUGUUAAACCCAAGUUUGACUUGUAACUAUCCGAUUGUUAAUGCUUUAGCAGAAAUUCAAAAAUACAGACAUGUAAUUGCUGGUAGAGUUUAUGCAAUAGAUCAAUACCAAAGUAUAUCUACAGAACAUAGCGAUAAGUUAACCAUUCAAGUAAUGGGGUUUAAUGAAAAUGGAAUAAAUAAUUAUGUAGAAAAUCAUGUUAUAGAAGAAAAAAAAGAAUUUGUAAAAACAACUUUAAAGGAGUCUCCAAUCGCAAAAGCCAUGGCAUCUGUUCCGUUUUAUUUAUUUUCAAUGUGUAAAAUUAUAAGUGAUUCGAAAAAAAUAGAUACAAAUUCUUUCUUAACAAUGACAGAUUUGUAUGCAAAUAUUUUUUUAUACUUUUUGCGAAAACAUAUCAUAAAAAACAAUAAGCUGAUAUAUGAGAUAAUGGAAGAUAGUUCCAAUAAAAAGUAUAUUUUAAAUAUUUGUAAAAUUGCAUAUAAAAUGUUUGUUAACAAUAAAAUAAUUUUUUCCAAAGAUGAAAUUCAAGCUUUUACUAAUGACUUUGAUAAAAAUGAAGUUAAUUUCUUUGGAUUUAUAGAAAGGAUUGAAAUAGAUCUUGGUUGUUAUUAUCAAUUUGUUCAUUUGACAAUAAUGGAGUUUUGUGCAUCUGUAUAUGCAUAUAAUUGUUUAAGUAGUGAUAAGAUUGUGGCCAAUAAGAGGCUGAAGAGUUGUUUAUCAAUGAUUUGUGGAUUAGCCAAUAAAAACCCAAAUAGUUUAUUAAAGUUUCUUGUUAACCUGGAUUCUUCAAAAAAAACCUAUAAAGAAUCUUCAUUUUUGUUUUCUAUUUUAGAUCGUUUAAGUAAAGGUGAUGAAGAUUUAUUCAUUGAAUGUUUUUAUGAAAGUCAAUCAUCAUUUAAUGAUGAAAUUAAAUCAAUUGUUGAUGAACGAGAGUGGUGGAUUUCGAUUUACGAUGGAGUAACUUCUUACUUUACUUCUUGCGAAAAUUAUUUCAUAAAUCAUUACGUAAAAUCUGGAAGAAAGUUAUCGUGGUUACAAGUUAAUAAAAAUAUUUUAAGUGAUGAAGAAGAAAAACUUUUAAUACAAUGUUCAACUAAUGUUCGCAAUGUCUUCUUUUGGUGUUCAAUUAAUAUCGAAGGUUGGAAACCGAAAGAUAAGAUUGAAGUGUUGAGGAUAUGGAUCUCAGAUUAUUUAAUAACAAAAAAAGAUUUUGAAGAAAAUUUUCUUCCGUGGAUUAAUCUUUGUAAAGAAUUAUAUCUUUAUCUUCACAAAGACAUUGAUUUUAUUAAUGAAUUUUAUGAAUGGAUUCGUUGUUCGAAUGUCAAGAAGUUUGAGAUCAUGUACCGUGGAAAAUAUUUUGAUAACCUCGAUGAAUUAAAAAACUUUACAACACGAUAAAAUAUUUAAUACAUUAAAUAUAUUAAAUAAAAACAAUAACUA